Molecule: messenger RNA, 2894 nt
Organism: Menidia menidia (Atlantic silverside)
Lineage: Eukaryota; Metazoa; Chordata; Actinopteri; Atheriniformes; Atherinopsidae
Source: the annotation of a GenBank genome assembly
UCUUCCUAACUCAGCAGGCUGCCAGAAGCGGGGCUAGCUCUCGCAAUUCUCCCAGACUCCACUGACCGGUCCCUCCAUCCAUCGCUCUGUGGCGGUUCCGGCGGGUCGGAGCUGACAUGGGGGCCGUCGGCGGGAUGAAGGUCUUGCUCACGGUGCUGCUGGUGGGAUGGGAGACGUCGCUGGGUCUCAACUGGAACCCGAUCCCGCGCAAAACCGUUCGAUACCAAGAUGUGCUGGACAGCAUGGCGAGAUUCAGCGUGCAGGGAGUGUUCAACUACAGCAUGCUGACUCUGUCGGACCACGAGAGGGUUCUGUACGUCGGGGCCCGAGAGGCUCUGUUCGCUCUGGACCCCAACAACAUCAGCAAACAACUGCGGCCACAGAUUGACUGGCCAGCUCCCCAGGAUAAAAAAAGGGAGUGUGUCGCCAAGGGAAAGAACAACCAGACGGAGUGCUUCAACUACAUUCGAUUUCUUCAGAGCUACAACCACACGUACCUGUACACCUGUGGCACCUACGCCUUUCAGCCCAAGUGCAUCUACAUUACGGCGGAAGAUUUUACCCUCGAGACGGCCACACUGGAAGACGGGAAGGGCAAAUGUCCGUACGAUCCCGCCAAGGGGCACACUGGCCUCAUAGUGGAUAAGGAACUGUAUUCAGCAACUCUAAACAACUUCCUGGGUACGGAGCCAGUUAUUCUGAGGAACCUGGGUCUCCAGCACUACAGCAUGAAGAGCGAGUACUUGCCUACCUGGCUUAAUGAGCCGGACUUUGUGGGUUCGGCGCUGGUGAGGGAGAGCAGCGGCAGCAAAGACGGCGACGACGACAAGAUCUACUUCUUCUUCAGCGAGCGGGCGCUGGAGCUGGACUGCGACACCGAGCUCACGGUGGCCAGAGUGGCCCGCGUCUGCAAGGGCGAUCUGGGCGGAACCAGGACGCUGCAGAAGAAGUGGACCACCUUCCAGAAGGCCCGGCUGGAGUGCUCCCUGCCCGAGCGCCACGUCUCCUUCAACAACCUGCGGGCCGUCUUCACGCUGCCCGGCCAGGACUGGAGGGGCACCACCUUCUACGGCAUCUUCCACGCCCAGUGGGGGGAUGUGGACGUGUCGGCGGUUUGCCAGUACCAGAUCGGAGACGUGAAAAAGGUGUUCGACGGCUCCUACAAGGAGUACAGGGAGCCAUCCCAGAGAUGGGGACGCUACACGGGUCCCGUCCCCAGCCCCCGGCCUGGAUCGUGUAUAACCAAGCCAGACAGGGAGAACGGCUACAACAGCUCUCUUCAGCUGCCUGAUGCCACGCUCAACUUUGCCAAGAAACACCCGCUGAUGGAGGACAAAGCUCUCGGUCGCCCCCUGCUGCUGACCAAGGGGGUCAACUUCACACGGCUGGCCGUGGAUCGGGUCAGUGCCCUGGACCAGCGGGCGUACCACAUGCUCUUCAUCGGCACAGCGGAGGGCUGGCUGCAGAGGGUGCUGAUCCUGGGCUCGGAGUCUCACGUGAUAGAAGAGAUCCAGCUGUUUGAGACGGCCCAGCCUGUGGACAGCCUGACCAUCUCCCACUCCAAGUCAUUCGUCUUCCAGAUGCUAGCAGAAGCUCCUAUCGAGCUCCUAUCGAGGUCUUCCGCUCGUGGCUCCACGUCAGCAGAGCUCUGGAGCUCUGAGGUCCGAGGCGUGAGCAGAGCCCGUGCGCUGCCCCGUCCCGGCCGGUCCGCAGAGUCCUGCCUACCGAAGUACUUGUACAUCGGCUCUCGCUCCGAGGUCCUCCAGCUGCCGUUGGCCAACUGCAGCCGCUAUCAGUCUCAGCCAGACUGCCUCCUCGCCAGGGACCCCUACUGCGCUUGGGACAACGAGGGCCGGGCCUGCGUCCGCAUCGACCUCCACCGGGGGUCCACCUCCUCCCUCUCGCAGGACCUCAUGCUGGAGAGCUUCAAUCGAGGAAAAGCCAAGUUUGAUAAACCCGUCUCCAUCCCCAGCCCUGAGCACUCCCGUCUGAGGAAUUACACCGUGGUCGUGGGCUCUGACAUGGUCCUGCCCUGCCAGCUGGUGUCCAACCUGGCCCAGCCCUUCUGGGUUCUGAACGACCGCGAGCUCCAGCUGGGGGACCCGGAGGGCGGGGGGCCUCGCUUCGACCGGGCGCUCAGGGCCCUGGUGGUCCCCGACGCCGGCCAGAUGCAGGCCGGCCGCUACGUGUGCUACUCCGAGGAGCAGGGGGUGAAGUUCCAGACGGAGCGCUACCAGGUGGCGGUGGUGGCCAGCGCCCCCGUCUUCAUGGAGGCGCGGGCCCCGGACAGCAGCAUGGGCCUGUUCUGGGUGCUGGUCAUCACGCUGGGCGCGGCCUGCCUGCUGCUCCUGGUGGCCGCCCUCUACCUGCGGCGGAGGCUGAAGCUGGCGCUGGGCAAGGGGGCCGACAUGAAGCCCCUGGAGAGCACCCUGGUCUACCCCAUCACCCUGCCCAAGGAGCCGCCCACCUUCGUGCCCAGCAAGAUGCCCAGCGACGAGGACCGCUUCUGGGAAACGGGCGCCAACUAUUACUACUCGGACGGCUCGCUGAAGAUCGUCCCCGGCCACGCGCUGGGGCCCAGCAGCGUGAGCAGCACGGCGUCGCCCAGCGCCAUCCCCGGCCAGCCCAUCCACUCCCCCAGCCGGCUCAGCCUCACCAACAUCCGAGGCUCGGGCAGCAACGGCUACAUCCGGCUCAACAUGAGCGCCGCGGGGGAGGAGAGGGCUAGCGGGGCUGGCGCUGGCGGCGGCGGGCUGGGGGCCCUGAGCGUGGGCGGGAACGACUACUCCAGCCCCUUCAAGGAGGAGCUGCGCCGCACGCUGCAGCAGAGGAGCGUCCUGCCCGACGCCAACCCCGAGGAGUCGUCCGUUUAGGCUCCGUCUCCCCCCCCCCCC